AUGAGUAUCCCAAUGGAGUUGAUGUCGAUCAGAAACCCUAAUUCGAGCUUGCUCUACAGAGCUCACUCUCGUCCGCCGGUGACGCAGUGUGCUUCGCGUCCUCUCCGUUCCCAGCUCCUUCCGAGUCGACGCCAAUUCAGUGCUCAACAGUUUACUAGAGCUUUCGUUUCUUGUACAGGGCUACAACGUCUCGGGUUUAGCUCAGAGCUCAUGCUUAAUCGCUCCGUCGUUGCUUUCGCUGCAUCCCACGAGGAAUCGGAACAGUCAGGAGUUGAGGUGGAGAAGGAGAAGAGAGAUGUAGAUGGUGAAGGUGAUACAUCUCAGGAAGCAUGGAAGCAAACUGUUGCGUCAUUCAAAGAGCAGGUCACAAAGAUGCAGAGCGUGUCAUCGGAGGCGUACACUGUCAACUCCCAAAAAGCAAUGACAAUCUUGAAAGACACUUCUGAGCAACUCAGGGUUCAAGCGGAGAAGGCGAAAGAAGAAUUGGGUACAAAGGCGAAAGUUGUUGGUGAGGAAGGUAGAGAGUAUAUCUUGAAAGCUGCAGAGGAAUCACCUUCAGAUGUGAAAGAGAUUGUUGAAGCGUUUGCCUCCACUGAGGAUUUGAAAGAUGUGUCUCGUACUCAAGAUUUUCAUGUUGGAAUACCUUAUGGUUUGCUUCUGGUUGUGGGCGGUUUUAUUUCCUUUAUGGUAUCCGGAAGCAUUGCGGCUAUUAGGUUUGGGGUCAUUCUUGGUGGAGCUCUGUUUGCACUGAGCCUUGGAAGUCUAAAGUCUCAGAGGAAAGGAGAAUCAUCUGACAAGUUCUUUAAAGGACAGAUGGCUAUUGUGGCAAUCAUAUUUUUGAGGGAGCUGAGGUUGAUACUAUCUCAGAGAUCAUCGUUCAUGGGUCUUUUGACCACCCUUACAAGUGGUGGUGUGUUGGCGUUUUACGUGUACAAGCUGGUGAGCAAGAGAGAAACGGGACCAACCUUGGAAGAAGAUGGAGGAGAAGAUGAAUCAAGCGAUGGGGUUGUAAGAGGAUAA
Messenger RNA from Microthlaspi erraticum, 1020 nucleotides. The record is from the annotation of a GenBank genome assembly. NCBI's taxonomy places the organism in Eukaryota, Viridiplantae, Streptophyta, Magnoliopsida, Brassicales, Brassicaceae.